Messenger RNA from Sycon ciliatum, 6444 nucleotides. Its product is annotated as adenylate kinase 9-like. The coding region runs from base 387 to 5999 and encodes 1870 amino acids. Gene Ontology annotation, cellular component: cytoplasm. Gene Ontology annotation, biological process: nucleobase-containing compound metabolic process. Lineage: Eukaryota; Metazoa; Porifera; Calcarea; Leucosolenida; Sycettidae. The record is from RefSeq and is a predicted model, not a curated record. Gene Ontology annotation, molecular function: nucleoside diphosphate kinase activity; ATP binding; AMP kinase activity. The transcript has 32 exons.
UAGCAGAGCCUGGUGAUCUGGUGAUGGCAUGAGCAGCCAGGGAUACGACGACAGAAGCUGCUGUCGGAUACAGUCUGUAAUUGUGUCCUAAACAAUUUAUCUUUGCUAGUCCUGUAAAAGCGGGUCCAGUUCAUUAGAAACUAUUCCGAGUAUUCGUAAGCUUUCGUUCACUGGCCUACACGCAUUGACCUGUACACAAGGUCUUCGUCGCUAAAACUGAGUGGACUGGACAAGGAUCCCAAGUCGGUUGGCCUCUGGUUCGAGCUCGUCUGUCAUCAAGCUUUUCGUCCCAUUUCUUAGCGCGCCCUCCUCCCUUCACACAGGACCGUCGGCAAAUCCCAAUGUCGCACCAGCUAGCAACAGGCCAUUGCUGAACACGGGCAGAAAUGGACGUCACAGUCAGUGACACCAACACGCUAGCCGAAGCGGCUGGUUUGCUGGAUGACUCGGCCGACAGCAAGAAGCCUGACAAAACGGCUGCCGUGGUGGACACUGGCAAGAAGACACGGGAAUUUGUUGAUGGAACGGUCGCAGACCUUGUGGAACUCGAAGCACUGCAGUCCACGCCGACUUGCUUCCUGGUCAUCGGAAAGCCGGGCAUUGGAAAAUCGUCGCUGGCUUCUCGCGUUGCCAAGUCCUGGGGCUGUGUACAUGUGAAUGUCCGCAACUCCAUACUGCAAGCCAUCGCCGAAGAAUCCGAUAUAGGAAAGAAGUGUGCAGAGCUUCUAGAGAAUGGAGAGGCGGUAGGUCCGGAACUGGCCAUUGAAGUGAUGAGGCACAGAAUGACAUUGCCAGAUGUUGCUCACUAUGGCUACAUCCUGGAUGAUAUACCGUGUGCCGGUGAGCCCAGCCUGACCUGUAAACAGCAACUGGAGAUCAUCAAGUCACUGCGUAUGAAACCGGACGUCAUUAUCAACUUGAAGAUGAAGGAUGUUGACAUAAUCUUAAGGAGAGAAGGCCAGAAAGUUGACCCACUGACCGGAGAUGUGUUCAUCCAGAAUGUGCAUUCCGGCAAGCCGAAGAGUGAGGAUUCAGAUGAUGAAGAAGAGCAGGAACAGAAAGAGUCGGGGGAAGGCCAAGAUGGAGAAGACGAGGAAGAAGGUGAUGAAGAUAAUGAGGAGGAGGAACAACAGGAGAGCAAAGACGACCCAGCUGCGUUUGUGGUGACAACACUUCCUCCUGAGGUAUGCGAGAGGCUGGUCAGGCGCGACCUGGAUGAGCCGGAUCGCAUCAAAGAAGGCAUGAGAAUGUACAAGGAGAUGCUGCUGACCGGACUGGAAGAUGCACUGGCUAAUCACGAGCGCACAAAGCUGAUGCAGAUAACAAGUGAUAUCCCCGAAGGCGAUGUUUUCAGGUCUUUCACCAAACUCUUGGCCCCGAUGAAUGUGAGGUUAUCGUAUCCUGUGAAGCGGCUUAACCGCUCCGGUGAUGACGGUGAUGACGAGGAUGAUGCAGAUAACCUGACGGAUAUGGAAGGCGAGGAUCCAGCUGCGUAUGACACGGACGAGAUGAUGCGCCUGCUGGCAUCCACCCAGCCACCGGGACCUGGAUUUCGAUGGAAGAGAAGCCGCUGGGGCCGCUACUGUCCCGUUGAGCUGAGCCGCGGCAAUCUGGCCUUGGGAAGAAUUGAGCUGGCUGUCAGCUUCCUAAGUCGCUGCUAUUGUUUGUCCUCGGUCGAGGCGUUCCAAGAGUUCCGUCGCAACCCGCGGCGCUUUCUGGUUGGAGACAUGCCCCGUAAUCCGGUCAAAAUCGCCGUUCUUGGUGGUCCCAAGACUGGAAAGUCAACUCUUUGCCACGAGCUGGCUGCUCACUACGGAGCCGUUGUGAUUGAUCCGCAGGAGUUGAUCGGACCAUUCUUGAAAACCCUUCACACCAAGAAGAUCGAGGCAGCUAGAGCCGAGAGUUUGGAGGUCGCCAUUGACACCGUGCGCAUGAAGAUCAUGACCUCUAACACGGAAGGACAAGACGAGGACGAGAAGGAAGCCGAGGCCGACCGUGUUUCUGGUGAUCAUCCCGAUGUCCGUGUGAUUGUGGCCGACGCUGUUGCUGCUGCUGAACAGGAGGUUCCAGAGGCAACAGGAGAGGCGUACAUCGAACUCCUGGAGGCCGAAAUCAAGAAACUGGAGGCAGAGAGGAAGGAAAAAUCACCCAACGAACCUUAUGCCGGUAGAUGGAUCGUGGAUGGAUUCCCAAGUCAACGAGAACACUGGCUGGCACUGGAAGAGGUGGAGAACCCUCGAUCAAAGCCUGACUUGGUUGUAGUGCUUAGCGACAGCAGCAAGAACGGUAUCGACUUGAUGAAUCGCUGGAAGAAGAUGUACGGUGUAGAAGCUGCGCCGGCCAAGACUGAUUCCACUGAUGCAUCUGGUGGAACAGCUACAGAGAGUGACACUGCUUCUUCUCGGUCUGGCAUGCCGCCGGAAAUCAAACAGCUGGCAGAGAAGCGGUCUACGUACGAUAGCAACAUCUCGUCACUGCUGACUCUCAUCAAGUCUUCUGGCAUAGAACCAGUUGAUUUGGAGAUAGUGCAACCAAUAGAAGAUGCUGUACGGACCAUAACUGAUCUGAUAGAAGAGCCAUUCAAACUGGUUGCGACUGAAAUGACCCAGCAGGACGAAGAGGAAGAGGCGGACGAUGCAUCAGAGAGGCAAAAGGCGGGGAACUUUGCCUUCGGAGGUGACGACGAUGAUGAUGAAGAUGAGGACGACGAGGAUGAGGAGCCACUAGGUGGCGACAAGAACUGGGGACCGGCACAUCACUACUGUCCCGUGGCACUGCAGCGGGACGGGGUGCUACGGCCUGGGAAUCCAGAGUACGGGUGCCGAUACCUAAGCAAUGUCUACCAUUUCAUGGAUGAAGAAAGUCAAAAGCUCUUCCUGCAGAAGCCAGAACAGUUUCUUCCAGAAAACGGUGUUGCUGAGCCUCCUCCGAUGCGAAUAUCCAUAGUGGGACCAAAGGCUUCCGGAAAGACCGCCCAUUGUCGAAUUCUAGCAGACGAGCUGGGCAUUUUCCACAUCGACUUCCGUGCUCUCCUCCAAGAGUACCUGGUGCCUAAACUGAAGGUCCCAGUUGGUCGCAAUCCCGAUGACAUUCCAGUGGAUGAAGUGGAGGCUGAGGAGAAGGCUGCUGAAGACGUGAUCGAGGCCGAGUUCCAAGCGGAGAGGAAAGAGGCACUGGCACUGGAGGAAAAAGAAGCCCGGGAAGCAGAAGAAGCAGCCGCGGAAGGAGAAGAUGGAGAAGAUGAGAGUUUGAAGGAACCCAAGGAUGAGAGCGGCGACUCUGGAGAUCAAUCCUCAGCAGCCAAAGCCGAACAGGAAGAGGCGAAAGAAAGCAUAUCUCCGUCGGGGAAAGACGAUUUUGCGUACCAGGACGAUAACUUCUUCCAGUAUGUCGAGGAUGAAGGUUCGGAAGAGCCGCAGCUCGAUGAGUUUGAAGAAAGCAUUCGUGCCUACCUGGCUGAUGGAGAUGCAAUGUCCAAUGAUGUCGUUGAAAAGGUUCUCAAGCAGUUUUGGUACCAUGACCGCUAUCGCCAUUCCGGCUUCAUUCUAGAAGGAUUUCCUAACUCAAGUGACGAUGUUCGAGUGAUGGCGGAAAUCGGUCUCUUGCCUGAUAUGGUUCUGGCUCUGACUGUUGAGGAAGAUAUGGUGGUGAAGAGACUGCUGCCAGGUCGACUAGAACGCUUUAAGGAGAAGCUGGCACGCCGCAAGAAGCGCAACCAGGACCGAAUGGCCCUGAGGAAGAAAGAGCGCCAGGAGGACCGUGAGCGUGCAAUGGGCAGACGAAGGGUGCAGCUCCGUAGAGGGUUGCUGGAGCAGCAGGCUGUUGACCGUGCUGAGCGAGCUGCACGCAGGGAGGAGAGAGGCGAGGACUCUGAUUAUGAGGAGGAAGAACCAGAGGACAACAUUGAGGAAGAACUGGAGACACUGUUGGCCGAAGAAUUCGCUGACGAUGAGGAAGACCAAGCUGACGAGGAAGAGGAGGAAGAAGAAGAGGAUGAUAUUGAUGAGGCUGAAGAGAAGAUGACGGGAACGAUUUCUGAGGACCUUGAGAGUGAGCAAGAUGGGAUAUCAGGUGUUGUGGAGGUGCUUGGUAAUGUGGUGGUACCCCAUGCUGAGAUUGAUGCCAAUCGUAAGAUUCCAGUGGUGCGUUAUCUGAUCAAGAAGGCACUGGAGAAAUACUGGGACCACCGACAGUCGCUCCUGACGAAUGCCAUCCCGAUUGACCCAGACUCUGCUUUUCGGAUGGCUAAAGUCGGCUACAAGAAGGCGAGCAAGUUUGGCUCAUGUUGCCCAGUCGAGUUGAUGGAAGGAAUGUUGACGAUGCCGUUUCAAACUGGCCCCGGUUCCAAGAAAGCGUUCCCUGUUGUCAUGCUUGAGCACAUCUACUACUGCUCCAGUCAGCGGGCACGCUCUCUCUUCAUUGCCGACCCGCUCAAGUACCUGUCGCAGCCACCGCCACACCCAACCGUGCCUCUCAAGAUGGCGAUUGUUGGUCCACCAAAGGUGGGCAAGACCUUGGUUGCUCAGUACAUAGAGUCUAAGUUGGGCUGUGUGCGCCUGAGCAUGGGCAGCGCAAUCCGCUGGUACAUGGACAACAUGAAACACACGAAUCUUGGAGAGAAGCUGAAGAGCUACCUUCAGCUGGGCUCCACGGUGCCAAUGGAGAUGUGUAUACAGAUCCUGGAGUCGGUCAUGAUGUCAGAAUCCAUUCAACAGAAAGGGUACAUCCUUGAUGGGUGGCCAUUGACGAUGCAACAUGUUGAGCUGCUGAAGGCCCACAGGAUAUGCCCGUACCUAAUCAUGGAGCUGGAGCUUGGCAUGGAAGAUUCAUUUCAGCGGGCCAGGGCCUCGCGUGUCCCAUAUCCAGAAAACGACAAAGAUAUCCGUAAUGACAGCAGCAGUGCCCUGGAACUGAAGACGGACAGCUACACGAAAGAACUUCUCGACGUUCGCAAUUACUACGAAACAAAACACCGCAACUGGCUGAGGCUAAAUGGCUAUCAGAGUCGGUGGUCGGUGCGCAAGAGGUGCAAGGACCUCGCUGUAGAAGCUAUACAGCGUGUGCAGGCCUACAUUGCACGGCAGCAGGAAGGCAAGGCGGCCCGGAUAGGUGGCUUAUGCGUGACACCGGAGGAGUUCGCCGAGCACGACAAGUGCCACCUGGGCCUGCACUGCCCAGUGAGCUGGGCCAGCGGGGAGCUGCACGACGGCAGUGCCCUGUUCAGUACGGGCGAGGCCAUUGACAUGACCGCUGACUACAUGGGUCGCUAUUACUGCAUGGAUAGCGAGGAGAGCUUGCAGAGAUUUCUAGACGAUCCGGCCAAGUACCUGCCUGGCGAGCCUCUGCCUCCGCAGCACCUGCGGGCGUGUGUGGCCCCUGCUCAAACUGGGACACUGGGCAAUCAACGUCGUCUCGAGGGCAAUGGAAAUUGCCCAGUAACCUAUGCUGAAGUCGGCCGCAAGUCACUGGUGUCCGGCACGCCGGGUCUUGUGCCGGGGAAUCCCAACAUCGUUGCGGAGUAUGAUGGCAAGUUCUACUGCUUUGCUGACAGCGAACAUCGCAAAAGAUUUCUCAGGCGACCUACCGACUACACCAAAUACCGGAUGCCACGGAAAAUGCCUGCCGUCAAGCAGCCUAUCGGCAUCGCCGGCCUUCCCAACCUGGGAUACUUUGAGCAAUCGCUAGCCACAGCACUGAGCCAUGCUAUUGCUGAAGUUGCCCUGGUGAAGCCGAAAUACCCCUUCAUGAGGGCAGAGCAAUCAGCCAAGAUCUUCGUUGCGCUGUACAUGAAAGCUCACAACCCGAACAGCAGCGAGUUCCGCAGGAAGCACUACCAGAGAAAGCUGGAGCGCUUCAGGGAGAUGUGCCAACUGACCGAGAAGGUUGCCCGUCUGAUGCCACGGGAAUACGUCAAGCCAGAAGAACGGUCGCGUGAGCUCGUGCACGCUCUCAAGUCGUUUGUGCAGCUGAAGUCGUCCAAGAUUGAGGACAUCCGCUAACCGGAUAGUUGUCUGGUGAUGUUCCACUGUGACUUGAAUGUGCUGUGGCAUUCCAAACACUGCAUUGCUGUGUGGCAUAGGUUUAACGUUAUUAUCUCCACCUUGUCUGGUAACUAUAUAUUUCACCGAUGUGAGCCAAAGACACACUUGACCCACCACUAUAAUAGAGAAUGAGAAACUUAAAAGUACUUAAUUUGUACAUGUGUUUGGAAUUGGAUACCGAAAUGAUGUUCACAGGAGAUGUUUAUAUUUUUCUGGUGUUGUUUUUUUGUAUCAGAAUUUUGACAACAAUUUGUCAAGAAUUAGAAUAGUGAUUGUGCUGGUUUUAAAAAGUUAGCUCUAGAAACGCAAAGAAAGCACUCCACAAAAAAAUAUCUGCCAAACAGUACUCGACUUCAGCAAGUAUGCUGCAAGUAUGCCCUCUCGACUGAUUCUACUUCACCCC